CUCGCUUGGCACAGUGAAUAUUGAAAUGACGGAGAAUCGAAUUGGCGUUAUCGUUGUGCAAUGCCUCUUUAUCAACGAUAGCAAUACUCGAGGGGUAAUUUCUCGUCGUUCGUGAAAAUGUAGACCAGUUAACGUAUGACAAACGUUUCACACGGUCAUAGAAAACUGACUCGAUCUAUAGCAGAAGCGGUCGAGUGGCCAGAAAAAUAUAAACAGAAGCAGAGGUCGGCCGAUGAUUUCCUGAAUAUUUCGUGAGAAACCUUGAAAAAUGAGGCGAAAAAAUAUGCAAUCAUGGUGUUGAAGCGUUGCGGUGGCGGCUCAAUUAUUCAUCGGAGGGAAUUAUUUAACGUCGAAAAUGGAGCAGAUUACGACGCUGGAAAAAGAACGACGUCUACGCUCGCUCAGAUCGUGCAAGUUCUCGAGGAACGAGACACCAAGUGGAUCCUCGGUUUGAUCACUUACAACAUCGUGAUUAUUUACCAUCUGCGCGAGUGGGUAACUGCGACAAACAGUGUAGGUUUGUACGCGUAUGCGAAUAUGAUUUGUUUCGACAUUUGUGCUCUCUCGGUUUGCCUCGUCUCUGUGUGGGUGGAACAAAACAGUCGAGCGAGGAGAAAUAAUCUCGUGGGAGAAUCUCGAGCGAUACCGAUCGGCGCUGGACCCUCGAGAUUUGUAGGCACCUCCGGACUUCCGGGCUACUGCGGAACUUUUCAUUCACGUUUUCAAGUGUCUUUCAAAGACUUUCCUCAUGGAGAAUUCGAAAAGCGGGCGACGUUUCUCAACGGGGGAGAGAAAAAUGAGAAAGUUCGGAAACACGCGUCCUCUGAGAGCGAGGGAAACGAGAAUUUCGUUUACAAGUCAAUAUCUUCCCUCGGUCUCGAGAAAUACGAGGUUUUCGCCCUCCUUGUUUCUGCCUGCUUGUCGCUCCUCGCUGGCUCUCUCCUAUCCGCUAAAGUCGUCGCACGUUUGACCGAUCAACCCAAAGUGCACACUGGACGUCUCGGCCUUGGCAUUCUUCUCGGAUUCCUGGCUCAUCUUGGUACCAUUGUUGGUUAUCCUGACGCUGGAUUGGAUCACGUUGUGUGCAAAGCCCUACCUUGUCCAACGCUAAGAGGAUGCAAUCCGAUAUUGGGUGGGAAUAUGAUAAGUGGAGCGAUUCUUAGCGUCGCAUACUUCGUCAUCCACUUUUGGAAAAUUCACUCGGCCGACACAGCUGCAGCCUUUGCAGUUCUCGCUCUCACAGCCUCCUCCAUGCUGCCCUUGGCUUUCUACACGUUCAACAUCAUCUUGCAGAGGUUGCCACGCUGCAUGUAUAAACAGCUGGACGAAUGCCUUCGCGAGGCUCUCAUCAUCGACGGCGUGGUGGAAUUCCGGAAUGAGAGAUUUUGGACCAAGUCGUUUGGAAAACUCGCUGGAACGCUUCAAGUUCGCAUACGACAAAAUUCGAAUGAGAGUCAUGUUCUCAACUGCGUGAUGUUACGUCUUUCGAAGAUAGUUUCAACCCUGACGAUUGAGGAAUUUCGUGAAGCUCGUAAUAACGAUAUUUCCGGUGAUGAUCCGAGCGAGUGCGAGUAUUAUAUAAACGAGAUUUUGUCGUCACGUGACGAAAAUAUCGACGCUGCCUCGUGGCCAAAUUAUCGAGCUUCAACUCCUACAUUUGAGGAGCACGUGAGCCUUCUCAGAAUCGAGGAUAUUAUCGCCGGCGACAAUUUUCGUCUUGAGACUGUUCCUGAAAAGCCACGAAAAGCAGAUAUUUCUUGUCGAGUACUCGAGAAACGUAAAAAUUUUAAAAAUCACCAAAAAUCCAUUAUUUUCAAGUACAAAAAUAUUUUCUACAAAGAUUAUCUUUGGCGUGGCGAUUGGACGAAAAAAAAUGCACUAUUCAGCGGCACGCAAAUAGACUUCGAACGUUUUCAUCACUUUUUCGUUCCUCCGCAAACUACUUAUCACAAGGAAAACGAAACUUUUGCAUGACUCGGAGGAUUUUAGUGUCAUUGCAUUAUUAUUCGAUUUACCAUUUUGACAAAAUUAAUAUUGUUCUCAAUUUAUAAUCUGCUCAGUACAGUAAAUAGAGAGUGAAAAAAAUGGUUAUUGUA
This is a messenger RNA of Venturia canescens, 2096 nucleotides long. RefSeq lists its product as uncharacterized. The coding region runs from base 292 to 1974 and encodes 560 amino acids. Gene Ontology annotation, biological process: zinc ion transport. NCBI's taxonomy places the organism in Eukaryota, Metazoa, Arthropoda, Insecta, Hymenoptera, Ichneumonidae. Gene Ontology annotation, cellular component: Golgi apparatus. The record is from RefSeq and is a predicted model, not a curated record. The transcript is spliced from 8 exons.